AUGGCAAACCAGCAUACGUUGUGUGUUGCUGCUAAUAAGCAGAGCCCGAGACUUUAUGCGUCAGGCAUGACAGCAUGGAUGCGGUACCAAAUCUUGCUAUUACACAACAGGCACAGAGACAACAUUGCUGUGGGUUUAGAGCCUGGGCAGCCUCCUGCUACUAACAUGCGUAAAAUGUACUGGGAUUAUGAACUCGAACACAUGGCGGAGAUAUGGGCUCGUCAGUGUCAGAAGCGACACGACGAGUGCAGGAAUACCAUCAGGUUUAAUGUGCUACAAAAUAUGGACGUGCGGGCUGUUGUGAGCAGGGUGACCGAAGCUCAAUUACUGUCAGACGCAGUGGGUGCAUGGUUUUCGGGCUCGAGAGUAUUGCCCCCCGAGCACGUGUGGUCUUUUAGGUUUAGUAAUUGCAGUGCCCCUGGCGGCUGUAACGCUCAUUGGUACUCAGCAGCAGCUUGGGCUUCUACGUGGCGACUUGGUUGUUCACAAGCUCUUUGCACUGCAAAAAAACCAUCAUGUGCUCUUUUUCGCAAAAGAAGAGCGACCACUAGACAAUCGUACGGUCACACAAAUGUGACGACCACCUCUCCACGAACUCAAAAUUUACUUCGCCGUACCAGAUUUCUAACUACGUCAACAACUCCAAGAUUUGAAGAUUAUGGUACCACAGAUCGCAAUUAUCAGCCUAAAGAAUCGCCUUUACAUCGUGGUGUUUUACAAUCUCAAAUUAAAGAGAAAAAACGAAAGGAAUCCAAAAUUUUGGCUUACACUUUUUGUAAUUAUGGCCCCGCGGGAAACAUUGAUGGUUUUCCUAUUUACGAAGUAGGAACUACAUGCAGCAACUGUCCUCAGGGCACGCGGUGUGAAGACCGAAUGCAUAGGGCAUUAUGCUCGGUAGUUGGUGAUCCGGAUGUAAAAUAA
Molecule: messenger RNA, 921 nt
Organism: Spodoptera exigua (beet armyworm)
Lineage: Eukaryota; Metazoa; Arthropoda; Insecta; Lepidoptera; Noctuidae
Source: the annotation of a GenBank genome assembly